Betta splendens (Siamese fighting fish) is the source of this 2313-nucleotide messenger RNA. It is a transcript of the gene map9, whose product is annotated as microtubule-associated protein 9. NCBI's taxonomy places the organism in Eukaryota, Metazoa, Chordata, Actinopteri, Anabantiformes, Osphronemidae. The coding region runs from base 266 to 2143 and encodes 625 amino acids. Gene Ontology annotation, molecular function: microtubule binding. Gene Ontology annotation, biological process: mitotic spindle assembly; regulation of mitotic cytokinesis; mitotic cytokinesis. Gene Ontology annotation, cellular component: astral microtubule. The transcript is spliced from 13 exons. The record is from RefSeq and is a predicted model, not a curated record.
CGCACAGUUGACGCGGGUUUCCCUGGGUUACCGUCAACAAGUCCAUUAGCCGUUAGCUCCCUGAAGCGACUGUGUGCGUAUAGUUAGUUGCUGUUUAUGUGUACUUGGCCAAAAAUGAGCGCUAUGUGGGAACUUUGUGUAAUAAUAUGUGGUUGAAUCCGAAGCUCAGAGGACAAUCGCUACUGCUAUAGUGAACUUGGCAAACAUUAGCUAGCAUGCUAAUGCAGAUGAACGUAAUCAAAGGCGAGUCUUCGAGGUUUUAACGAUGACGAGCUCGGACUUCAGGACACUAGCUUACGCGAAAAGCCCCAAAACAUCGAAGCGAACCACAUUUCAGGAUGAACUUCAAGCUGCUGUCUCUGCCAGAGCAGGCAAGACGAAAACGGGCCACAACUCCUACUCUGAUGAGUUGAAUGAAGAUGAAGAUGAGUUUUUGAAAGAACUCCUCAAAUCAAGGAAAAAGCGAACAGAGGCAUUUAAAGCUGGGAGGAGUAAAGGCACAAUCAAUGACUUUGACAUUUCUGAUGAUGCAAGCACACCUGGAAGAACAAAAAAGGUUUCUUUCCUAAAAAGUCAAAGGACCAGAUCUCCGUCUGAAGACACAACUACACCCGAGUCACAUGGAAAUGAUCCACUGGACAACUCCUUCAGUAGAAACAACAGUUACAAAAACUCAGCUUCUGAAAAAACUACACUGUUGAAUUCUGCUGACUCUCAGAUCACAGAAGAUAGCGCCUCUAAAUCUGUGUCUCGCCAAACAUCAGACGGCACACUAACGGACAUGCCUUUGCCAUUACCAUCUGACAGCAGUCUAACAGAAACUCCGGGUCCUGAAUUAUCACAUCCAUCAGCAGCUGAGACCAAGCACCUGUCUUCAGUAGGUCUGUUUACACCAAUUUAUCUACAGGACACAAAGGUCACAUGUUCAGAUUUAGAUGAUCUGGAGAAAGAGCCACCCAGACCCAAACCAAGACAAAGAACUUUUGGACUUCAUGCCCCUGAGACGCUGGCUGAAGAAUCUGAAUUCCAGGAUUACAGCAAGCCGCAGACUUCCCCUGCAUCCAUUCCCCAUUUAACAGAUGAUACAUCCAGUAGCAUUACUUGUGCAGAAGAAGAAUAUGCGGAUUCUUACAGCCUUAACAAAUCCUCCACAAGUAAGAGUGAGCAGUCACAGGUGUUUACCAACUCCACUGUUGAUUCUGGAUCCAGAGAUGACUGUAUUUCUGAUGAGAGCAGAGAGAAAGUGGCCAGGUACUCUACAUCGUUUGAAGAAUUUAAUGAUAACAAUUCAGAAAAUUCGGCUGUUCGGCAGAAGUCAUUUGAUAUCAGGAGUUCGAGUUGUCAAUCUAAGACCAGUCAGAGAUCUCAAAGUGUGUUCUCCAGAGAUGUGGAAUCAAAAUAUUUGGGAAGUCUUAAAAUUUUGGACUGUAAUCUGUCACUACAAGACUCUCAGCUUCAGACAGUACAAUCACUCCGAGCUGCUGUUUAUCAGGAAUGGCUUAAAAAGAAAAAUGAAAUUGUAAAAGAGAACAGGCAACAAAAGAAGAAGGAAGAAAUGCUAAAAGAAAAGAAGAAAAGGGAUCAAGAGGCUAAAAAGGAAGAUGCUAUUGCAUCAUAUGCAGCUUGGAAAGAAAAGAAAACAGAAACUCUGAAGGCAAAAGCCAAAGAAAAAGAAGUAAUAAUCAGAAAAGAGCAAAAAGCCAUUGAGGAGAAAGAAGAAAAAAAGCAAUCAGCUAAACAGGUGUUUGAAAAAUGGAAACAUGAGCAUGAUCAGCUUCUUAAAGACAAGUACAGAAAACAGAAAGAAUCUGAAAAUAGACGUAAGCUGAAAACACAAGAAACUGAGGAAGAAAGAAAGCGAGAGAGCAAAUAUGCCUUUUCUGACUGGUGUGAUAAGAAAAAAGAUGUUAUCCAUAAGAAAAUCACAAUGGAGCGCAAAGAAAUCAAGAACAAAACAGAGGAGGAACGGUACAUGAAAGAAGAGAGAGACAAAAUGGCGUUGGACAUGUAUGAAAACUGGCUGGUAAGAAAGGAUCUUGAAAAGAAGAGAGAGAAAGAAGAAAGACGAAUACAUGAAAUUCUUCAGGACAGUCCACCUCCACCAUGGAGCCCCCCUAAUAAAACAAUACCCCAUGGGAAAUAAUUAGAAAUAACACCAAAUGAUUCCUUUAUAAUAAUAAGGUUAGGCCACCUUUUUCUAUGUAAUUCAUUAGUAAGUAUGCAUUUUAAAGAUUUUUAAAUAGACAUUUACAGUAUGUUUUUGACAUUUGAUGGUACGAUUCAACUAUAAAAAACAGUUUGGCAAUAACUGAA